Messenger RNA from Brassica oleracea var. oleracea, 2298 nucleotides. RefSeq lists its product as uncharacterized. Gene Ontology annotation, molecular function: protein binding. The transcript is spliced from 4 exons. The record is from RefSeq and is a predicted model, not a curated record. NCBI's taxonomy places the organism in Eukaryota, Viridiplantae, Streptophyta, Magnoliopsida, Brassicales, Brassicaceae. The coding region runs from base 1 to 2298 and encodes 765 amino acids.
AUGCAUAUCUAUACAACAUGUGGUGUUUGGGAGUUUGGAGCAACCACGGGAUGGGUUUUUACGGCUGAUGAGAGAGGGGCUAGGCUACUGUUAUUGGAAUCAACUUCUACCUUAGAGGAUUUUAAAAGAAUGGUUUUGGAAGAUUUUGAUAUGGAAGAAGAUAGCUUACCCGAUUUGGAGUUGAGUUAUCUACCUAAUGAGUUGAUCAAUACAUCAACUUGUCCGCCUGUGAUCAUUGCAAAUGAUCGACAGCUUCAGAAUUUUGUUUGUUUUGUUCAAAAGUGUGUUUCUACUCGAUUGUGUGUAACAUCUAAAGCCAAAGUUGAGAAUCUGAAUGAACCAGACUUUGAUCUUAACAAGUCGCCAGCUGAUUCAACUACUGCUCAAGAGGAGGGAAACUCGGUUGAUAGGGGGAAUGAACCAGCUCCUGUGUUUGUUGAGAGGCAGUGCGAGGAAAAGAAAGAAAAGAUUAGAAGAGUCGAAGUUGAUGAGGAUGCCUAUCAUGCCGAUACCAUGAUCUCGGCCAAAGAGGACGUACAUAAGAUGUCAAAGUUUUCUGUGCUCAAUGUUGUUAAGAAGGGACAAUUGUUUGAGAACAAAACUUUGCUGAAGGCGACUUUUGAGAUAUGUGCAAUGAAGCAUAACUUUCACUAUGAGGUUAUCAAAACGGAUAGACAACUUUGGUACGUUAGAUGUGAGGAUAAUGCAUGCAAUUGGUGUGUUCGAGCAGAGUGUUUGCAGGAUUCUGAAUAUUUCAUUAUCAAAAAGUAUGUCGGUGAACAUACAUGUGCACCUUCAAACAAAACCAAACCGGGUAGGACUGCUUCGGCCAAAACUAUAGGCAGUCUGAUUAUGCAUAGGUAUGAAGGGGUUAAGGAAGGGCCGAAAUGCAAUGAUAUAAUACAGAUUAUGCUUAUGGAUCAUGGCUGUGAGAUCACGAAAUCUUUAGCAUGGGAUGCUCGUGAAUAUGCGGUUAAUGCUGUUAGAGGUAUACCAGAGAGAAGUUAUGGAAAAAUACCGAAAUACUUGCACAUGCUCAGAGAGGCUAAUCCGGGAACACAUUCAUCGUAUGAGAUUGACAGCAAAGGGAGAUUUCGGUACCUGUUUAUUGCAUUUGGGCAAUCGCUACGAGGAUUUAACAGAGUCAUAAGGAGGGUUAUUGUGGUUGAUGGCACUUUUCUGAAGAACAAAUACAAAGGAGUUCUAUUGGUUGCAACUGCUGUAGACGGAAAUUCUAAUUUGUAUCCUCUUGCAUUCGGAGUAGUCGACUCAGAGAAUGAAAAUUCUUGGGAAUGGUUUAUGAGACAACUAAAUAGUGUCAUUGCUGAUGAUCAUCAUUUGGCUUUCAUUUCGGAUAGACAUGCGGCCAUUGCUAAGGCGCUUGAGACUGUGUAUCCAACAGCUAAACAUGGUAUUUGCAUUCAUCAUUUGUUGAAUAAUGUGGUAACAUAUUACCAUGGGAAAGGACUUGUUGGGUUGGUUGCAAAGGCGUCCAAGGUUUAUAGAGUUGCUGAGUUUGAAAAGAUAUUUGCUAAUGUGUGUAAUAUCAGUCCGACAAUUGGAAAAUACCUAAGGGAUGCUGAAGUCCAAAAGUGGGCAAGAUGUCAAUUCUCUGGAUAUAGAUAUGACAUAAGGACAACAAACCCUGCCGAAUCCAUCAACUCUGCUUUGCGUUCGCCGAGAGAGUAUCCAAUCAUUCCCUUGUUGGACAGUAUCAGAGAAAUGCUGACUCGGUUCCGAACACUCAUAAGUUCACCUGAGCUCCACGCAACACGAACCCUAAUCGGGAACACAGAGGAUUUCCUCUACGUCUGCUUAGACCUUAACAAGAAUAACACUAAACCUCGCUGGUUCACACUUUCAAAGAUCCCCAAACAACAGAAACUCAUACCAAUCUCUCUGACUCACUACAAAGUUCAUAAUUCAUCAUCGGUUUUUUCAGUUGGUUCAGCGAUUUACAUGAUCGGAGGCUUCCAGAAGAGCAAGAGAAUCAGAAACGUGUCGAUCCUCGAGUGUGGAACUCAUCAGUGUCGUAGGCUCCCCAAAUUGCGAGUACCUCGAAGAACUCCGGAAGUCAGGAAUAAUAAGGAUUUUGGAGAGGUUUACAAUCCAAAGAUCCAAACGUGGGAGCUGUUAUCGCCGAAGAUUUCGUUUGAGAUGCGACCUUGCUUGCUUCCUCCGGGAUUACAGUUUGAUGAGCUUUGGGGAUUUGUGGAAUGGUUUAAGAGUGUGUUUACCUUUGAUGGAUGUGAUUCUGGUUAUGACUUCUUUCUACAUCCUGCUAUUGUCACACUUUGA